AUGCCGCAGUUGAGGUCAGGGAAGCUGGUGAGAGCCAGCGAGGUGAAGCUGGUUGACCCGGAGGUCAGCAGCCCCAGCUCUUCGGAGACAGGGUGUGAGCCAGGGGAAAAGCUGCUAGUCAAAGAGAGUCCUCGCCGGGCACCAAAGAGAAAACUUGGGCAGCCCUCACCUUCCUUUCCGCAACCUGCCAGGCUUUCUGGCGCUUCUGUGAAGUGUUUUGCUCUUCCUGUGCCUGUGCAGAAGGAGCAAGGUGAGAAGAGACAGAAAUUCCCAGGUAAAAAAAUCAAGGGAAUCCAGCGCAGGAAGUCUCCCAACAGAAGCAAGGGUGUAGCUUCAGCAGUUUCAGACAGAGCUGAGUGUGAAGAUUGGCAAGCAGCAGCCAUGGCUACAGCAAUGUGCUGGGAAGAGACUCUAAGAGGGACAGGUCAGAGUCAACAGCUGUUUUUCUCAGGAACUACCUUGCAGAAUAAGUUCUCAGCCGAGAUUGAAAGGUAUGAACGUUGCUCAGAAGACCUGAACUUCUCAGGUUUCCGCAAGAAUUCAAGGAACUCAGGAAAAGAAGGCAAACAUUCCUGUAUGGAAAUAGAAUUAGAAGUCCCAUCCUUGAAGGGGGAGAUUGAGAACACAGAGAGACAUGGAAUAUCCUGUUUCCCAGAACCAGGAGGUCUUCAACCCAAAAAAAUCUUAUGGAAUACUGAAGUGAAAUGCACUGACUCCAUAAUGACCAAGAAUAUGCAAAUCUCAGAUUUUAGGAAGAAUUUGGGCACUCAGGAAGCUGUGCCUGAACCAAAACCUCAGCAAGAGGUUGAUAUACCAGAGAGGUUGAAUGGGUGUGAAUUAGUUGGAUCAAGAACACUAGGGACACAGAAAAAAGAAAGGAGAUAUUUGGGCAAAAAAGGCAGGAGAUCAGUGGUGAAACCAAAAGUACAUGGUCCCAAAGAGAGGGGUAGUUCUGCCUUGCUAGAACAGCAUACACGGUGUGCAGAGUCCAGGAAAGGAGCUUUGAGUAUGAGGAACAGAAAUGCAUUGCUGUCACAGCAGCUGCGGGAUUUGAGUGGACAAGAACAACCAGCAACCAGAAAAAAGAAGUGUUGCAUGAAAGAAGAGCAGCAGAGCUCAAGCUCUCAGAAAGGACCCGACAGCCCAGGGGAAGGUGCAAAGGAACAACUGAAAGCAAUUGAGCAAGAUUCUGGUACUUCACAGGCUGUGAAGAGGGUUAAGACAAAGCAAAAUAGAGCAGAAGAUUCUAAGGAAAAGGAAUCUCACUAUUCUAGAUAUUUUGCAAUUUCUACAUCAGGUGACACUGAAAGCAAGAGCUUUCUAUGCCAUGCUGUAACAAAAGAGCCUGGUGUGCGGUGUAGAAAAAGACAACGCAGAUCUGGUCAAAUCAAGCACUUGCAAAGUUUAAGUGUGACUGCAGCUGAAAAAGUGAUGAAUACAUCUGCAAAAUGUGAUGCUGAACAUUGCAGUAAUGCCCUAAACCAUUGUAGUGGCUUGCUCUGUGCAACCAAUAAGAAUCCAUUUGUCAUAUUAGAGGACUGUAGUUACAUCAAUACACUAGUGAAGCCUUCGGCUAGUGGAACUACCAGCAGUUACAAAUUAAAUGGAUUCUCCCAUGUAGCCCAUGGUACUGGAGACCUGAACGAUGGAAUUUGCAGCACUAGUAGAAUGCAGAAUGAGAGAUCACUCAUUAAAGGUGGUUUAUCAUCUAAUAAAGAAAAGAACGAAAAUGAAGGAGGCUGUGUUGCAUGCUACCUGAGUGAAAGCAGUAAGUGUUUAAGGGGGAAAAAGUGGAAUAUUGGUAGAAAGCCUAGAAAAAGGAUGAAAAUCACAGAGAAAUCUGCAGACAUGGCUAGUAAAUGCAAGAAGUGUGAGUUACAAACAGAAACAGCAGUUGCCAUGUCAAGCUCAUUUGCAGUUUCAGGACUAAAUCAUAUUUUUUCAGCUUCAUGUGAUCAUACAUCAGAUUUUGAUGCAGAAAAAAAUACUCAUGAAGUGCAAACUGUAUCAGCCUGGAGAAAGAAUAAUACUAAAUUACUUUCAUUUGAAACUGGCUUUAAGAAGACAUCUGAGCUCUCUGUAGUAGUAAAAGGAGAAAAUUCAAGCAGUGUGGCACAUUAUGCAGAUGCCUCAGAUAGUCUGAGAAUGUUAGCUCAGAUCCAUGAUGUUUCUGAUCAUCACAAAAGCAAGACAGGAAGAAAUUUGAACAAAGUUAGUGAGAAAUUGCAGCAGUUUACCUGUCAAAGAACAAUACCCAUGACUGGUAAAAAAGUUUGGCCCAUUGAAUCUUGUGCCAGGACUUCUGAAUGGUUCCUUAAAAAUCAUAGGUCCAUCUCAGAAGGAGAAAGACUUUUAAAGGCUGCUUUUGAGGUUUCCUCUGAUAAAAGCAGUGUUAAAGCAGUAGGACAUAGUGCAGUGACUAAGAAUGUGAGACAGCUGGAUUUGCAUACAUCAUUGGCAGAAAUUACAAAAAAAAUGACACAUAAAAAAAUUGAUCCAAAUAUUGACUGUCAAGCUUCACGUGCAGAAACAGAAUCCUCUUCUGUGGACAUUUAUAAGACUUUGACAAUGAGCAAUGAAAAUGGAGAAUCGCUAGUUAGUACAAAUGGAAGUGACAUGGCUUUUAACCAUGAUGAUGUGCAAGGAAUUAAAGCAACCUUGAAUUUUACAGCAAAACAAAAAGAUGAAAAUGAAAGUGAUGUAACAGAAAGAAACCUGUCUGAGACAGUCCAGAAUGGUAAAACAAAACAAAAGGAUAAAAACAAAGGAGAUAUGACAAACAGAAACCUGCCUGCGACAGUCCAGUAUGGUACAACAAAACAAAAGGAUAAAAAUGAAGGAGAUGUGACAAAUAGAAAUCUGUCUGUGACAGUCCAGAAUGGUACUUCUACAAGUAACAUAAACAAAAUAAACUUUAGCCCUGAAGUAUCAGUAGUGAACCAGACAACAUUUUCUGAUUUAAACAUAAUUAAACCAUUAACUUCUGGAAGCCUUACAAAAUUCAAAAUUCCUUACUGCAGAAACAAACCUAAAUCCAAGAAACGGGAAUCUGUCCAUUCAUUUGAAAACAAGACUUGUAACACUUGUACUAGUCCACUAGAGCUUCUUGAAGGCAUUGGUCCAGGAAGGCAGAAGACAGGUGAAGAGAUUUUCUUGCUAAAAUCUGAGCAGCAUCCUCUUCCUGUCAUGAGUGAUGCUACAUCUCCAGCUUCCAUACAGAAAAAAGCAGAUGAGAUUGACAGUAAGGACUUUCAACACAGUGGCUCUGUAAACCUCUCUGAUGAGGUGUCUGAGCUCCCUGAAAGUUUUUCUGUGUAUCCACAUCCUCUUUUUGAUGGACAACCAGAGCCAUCUGUGUCUGAUUUCAGUGGUACUGAAUGUGUACUGAAAUCUAGUUUUCCUGAUCAUUCUUAUAAUGCAGUCGACCACUUUGUUGGAUUAGAAAUAAAUGGUGAUAGAAAAUCAAGAGGGAAUUUUUCACAACGCGGAAGUCAAAAUUUACCAGAUAUCCUUGAAGCUUACAACCAAGAUGUUCUUGUCAUUGAUGUGAUUCAGGAUGACCCUGACCUUUUUGGAGCCAGUAAUGAAGAGGAGUUUGCACCUGCAUGCUGUGAACAUAGUCCAGUGAAAGCGUCCUCUGCAAACUGCAUUAAAAACACAAAGGUGUAUAUUAAGCCUGAGUCUCCUGGUACCUCCGAAAAGACAUAUUCAGUAGAGAGUAGUUUUAGAUGCAUGCAAGAAUCUGGAAUGUCAAGUGAUACUGAAAAUUCUUGUAAUUUGAUGUUAAAAGCUGAAGAUGUGAAAACUCACAACUGCUCCAGAGGCAGCAGUCCUUCAAGAGAUGUUAGCCAGGACUUUCUGAAAGAUAGGCAACAGAGCAAACUAGAUGAACUUUUGACAAAUUUGGACGUGGAUGAAAAGUUCAGACUUGCUGAUGGAGUGCCUGCUGUUGAAGAAGAAAACAAGAGUGAAGCUGAACAAAGUGACUCUAAAUGCAAAGUGAACUGUGAAUUGCUGCCGGGAUUACCACCGAAUGACAGAAAAGUAAAUCUCUUCAGUGGAAGUACAGAGGUGAAAUCCUGGACAAAUGGUUACAAAUCUUCAGAAAGAAGUACUUUAUUGCCAGUGAAGAAUUGUGGAGAUUUUGAGCCAUGGAAGAUGGAGAAAAAUGCAAUUGCUUGUCAUUCAGUCCAGCAGAUCCUUGAUGCACUUAACUUGCCCCGUAAAUACUGCAGAUAUUACUUCAUGACUUCACGUGGGUGUGAAAGAACAAAAUGUUGGUUCUGUCAUGUUCCAGGACAUGGAGAUGAAAAGAUUUGCAUGGCAAUUCUUAGGACAUACAUUAGUAUCAAAGAAUCAGGCCUCCUAAAACGUGCAGUCAAAAUAUUUGUGCAGUAUUACAAAGAAGUUACUCCUGGUGUGGAUUUUUCUUCUGAAGUGCUCAAUGAUCUUCUUGUUUCAUUGCUCAGCAACUGUAUGUUGCAGGAAGUAUUUCAGAUAUUGAAUGUAAUUGUACAAAUCAAGACACUGCCAGCUGUAGAUGUUCUUCUGAAAGUUUUUGAGCAUGUGGCUUCUUUGAAUAUAAGAAAUGCUGUGCCUACAUUAAUCAGUACCUUCUGUAAGCUCGUUGAUGCUGGUAUCUUUCUUGAGUUAGAACAUUUUAACUACAUUAUUAAGUUACUUCACCAGUUGCAAGUUUCCAGUUGGGAAAUGAGUACUGUUUUGAACAUAAAAUCCAGAUUUAAGGAAAGAUAUUUUGAAAAGACAUGGAUUUUUGACUUCAACUUGGCAGUUGCUGAAAUUCAGUAUUGCAAGGAAAAAAGGGAUUGGACCAAGCUGGGAGCUUUGUAUCUUAAUGCAAGAACUGGAUGUGAACAUUUUGAUGAUCUUCAGAAAUUGUUUUUAUCUAUUGCUGAAAUUCUAACCAGAGCUUCUGAGACAGACAAACCAAGAGUCCCUUUUUGCAAUUUUGCUGAUGCAGUAAUGAAAAAUUCACGCCAUAAUAAAGCAGACAGACUUUUCAUUGGAAGGACUGGGAUAAGCGUAAUGUAUUCGUAUCACAAAGUACUGCAGUGGGUAAAGGGAAGCAAGGUUUUGGAUAAACUGCAUGAAUUACAGAUAAAUUUUACACUCUUGAAAGGACUUAUAGGUCCAGGGAGAUCAGCAUCCAGAUGUCAGAUUGUUAAUAAAGCCACAGAAAUCUUUCUUCAUUCUGGAAAUUUGGAUGGAGCAAUUAGGGUAUUGAGAGAGUCAGAGUGGAUUACAGAUGCACCAUUGUGGCCCUGUGAUAAAAUGGACAUCCUCAAUCGACAUAAUCUGUUAUGUGCAAUAGUGCACAAAUACUUGAGGAAGAGUUUGUACAGGCAAGCGUUUGAAGUUCUGCAGAACUUACCAGGUUUGCAGAAACAUUCCGAUAUUGUAGAUGCUUCUCAAUACAGCCGCCUUUUUAACAAGCUGAUAAAUGCCUGUUUUGAGAACAAGAACCUUGGAGUCUCAUCUUCUGCAGUAGACUUUAUGUUUUCCAGGAAGAUUGCUAUUGAUUUUGUUUUACUUAGAGGAUUAAUCACAGCUUUGGGAAGAAGUUCUUUAUGGUCCAAAGCUAGAACCUAUUACAAAAAUGCUUUAUCACUGGGUUGUUACCCAGAGCUGCAGGGAAAUUUAUGUCACAAACUUCUGAACAUUCCCUCUUACCUGUCUGAAGUUGAGAUGCUGUUGACCAUUGAAAUAUUUCUUGUUUCAAAUGCCAGUGGUAUUCAAAAUCCAAGGACUAGUCAGGCUCUUCAAAUAACACUGAAAAGAUCUGAAGAUGCAGUUCAGAAUAACAGUGCCUAUCACGGGGCAGUGGAGAAGCUGAUCCAGGCGGCUCAUUUAUCUGAUCCAAAGCUUUUUCUUAAGCAUAUGACAAUGAAUGUUAAUAUGGAAGAAGUUUAUAGCCUUGAGCAUUCAUCUGCUCUAAAAUGGCUUCAAGAGAAUAUGGAAUGGGCUGAGAAAGUCUGGCUGUUUCAGUAAUUACUAAAUAGUUUCCACUGUGUUCAGAGUGUGUCUUAAUGAUUUACAGCAAGGUUUCAAACUCAAGUUAUGGUUUUAAAUACUAUAUUGAUGAUAAUGCAGAUAGUACCACAAAAAGAGUAUUUUUUUCUUUAACUAUAUAAACUAUCACACUGACAUAUAGGUGUUUUGCAAUGGCAUCACCAGAUAAUGAGGAAGCUGCAGCCUCAGAACCUAUGUUCUCCCUUCUUACAAAGAAUUAGCACUUAGCUUCUUUCUCCCAGCAGGUAAUCAUAUAAGUGUAGUAUAAGCAUAGAUAAAAGUGUAGGUAAGUGCAUUGGUUGAGUGCAUAUACUGUUCUUCAGUAACACAUUUUCCAUAGUCUGUAGAAGUAAUACCUGUUUUCUUUUACCUGUUUGCUUCACAGUAAUUUGUGAGGUCACUGUCCCAACUCUUUGCACCUUAGAUCUUGAUUUCUUUGCUCCAAAAGUCCAGUAAAAAGCACAGAGAAUAAAAUAACUUCAAAAUCACUUGAGACAUGCCUGAUUUAGGAUACCUUUCUUCACAGA
This is a messenger RNA of Catharus ustulatus (Swainson's thrush), 6557 nucleotides long. It is a transcript of the gene TOPAZ1, whose product is annotated as testis and ovary specific TOPAZ 1. The record is from RefSeq and is a predicted model, not a curated record. Bases 1 to 6009 code for a protein of 2002 amino acids. Lineage: Eukaryota; Metazoa; Chordata; Aves; Passeriformes; Turdidae. Gene Ontology annotation, biological process: spermatocyte division; spermatid development. The transcript is spliced from 20 exons. Gene Ontology annotation, molecular function: protein binding.